Messenger RNA from Rhea pennata, 3426 nucleotides. RefSeq names its product TATA-box binding protein associated factor 3 (gene TAF3). The transcript has 7 exons. Gene Ontology annotation, cellular component: transcription factor TFIID complex. NCBI's taxonomy places the organism in Eukaryota, Metazoa, Chordata, Aves, Rheiformes, Rheidae. The record is from RefSeq and is a predicted model, not a curated record. Gene Ontology annotation, molecular function: p53 binding; transcription factor binding; protein heterodimerization activity. Gene Ontology annotation, biological process: positive regulation of transcription by RNA polymerase II. The coding region runs from base 62 to 2848 and encodes 928 amino acids.
AGCGUCCGCUCGGCCCUGGCGGCGCCGGGCGGCGGCGGCGGCGGCCCCGGCGGCGCCCGGCAUGUGCGAGACCUACUCGCGGUGGCUGCUGCGGGUGUCGGUGGCGCAGAUUUGCCAGGCGCUGGGCUGGGACUCGGUGCAGGUCUCGGCCUGCGACCUGCUCACCGACGUGCUGCAGCGGUACCUGCAGGGGUUGGGCCGGGGCUGCCACCGCUACUGCGAGCUCUAUGGCCGCACAGAUCCCAUUUUGGAUGACGUCAGUGAUGCCUUCAAGCUUAUGGGGGUUAACCUGCACGAGCUGGAAGAUUAUAUACACAAUAUUGAACCUGUCACCUUCGCACAUCAAAUCCCUUCGUUUCCCGUCAGUAAGAACAAUGUUCUACAGUUUCCCCAGCCUGGAAGUAAAGAUGCAGAAGAAAGGAAAGAGUACAUCCCUGAUUAUAUGCCACCCAUUGUCUCCUCUCAAGAAGAAGAGGAAGAGGAGCAGGUACCUACCGAUGGAGGAACAUCCGCAGAAGCCAUGCAGGUGCCACUGGAAGAAGAGGGAGAUAUGGAAGAGGAUGAGGCAAUUAAUGAUGAAAACUACCUGAGCAAGAGACCGUUAGAAAGUCCUGAUGCUGAGGAAUUUCCACCUGUGAAACGACCAAAAGUAGCUGUUUCUAAAGGGGACACCUUGGAUGGGGCUUUGGAACCACGUGAGCCUCUCAGUUCAAUAAAUACUCAAAAAGUGCCACCAAUGCUUUCUCCGGUUCAUGUUCAGGAUAGUACAGAUUUAGCCCCUCCUUCACCAGAACCGCCAAUGUUGGCUCCCAUUGCAAAAUCGCAGCUGCCAACCCCCAAAACAGUAGAGGCAAAGCCAUUUGCACCCAAAACAAAGUCAAAAACAAGUUCUCCAGGACAAAAGACAAAAUCUCCUAAAACUACUCCCUCGCCAGCGGUUACUGGAAGUCCCAUACGUUCACCAAAAAGUGGAUCCAAAGAAAAGAAGUCACCAGGUCGCGCCAAGAGCCCCAAAAGUCCUAAAAGUCCAAAGGUUCCUGCUCAAGUUCCCCCAGCACCUGUCAAGCCGGAAACACCAAGUAGAACCCCCCUGGCUGCGUUAAGUGACAAGAUAGGAAAGGAAAACAUUCAAGUAAAACAAGGGCAGAUGCCACCUGAGCCUGCCACCAAGCCAAUCGUUGAAAACCAGUCUAAGAAAGUAGCAGUAAUGGACAAGACAAUUGAUGAUUCAAUUGAUGCUGUGAUUGCUCGUGCAUGUGCAGAACGAGAGCCUGAUCCCUUUGAGUUUUCCUCUGGUUCCGAAUCAGAAGGGGAAAUUUUUACCAGUCCUAAAAGACUUUCUAUUUCAGAGACUACAACUCCUAAACCAUCUGUUUCUGCCAAUAACUCAAAUAAGGCAGGAGCAACACCAGUACCUCCCUCAGGUGGGACUUCAAGUUCAGACAUUUCAUGGACAAUGGAUGACUCGAUUGAUGAGGUCAUUCGAAAAGCAAACAUGGGGACACCUUCUAAUCCACCUACCAACUUCACUUAUUUCUCCUCUCCUUCUGCCUCACCACCAACUCCAGAACCUCUUCUCAAAGUCUAUGAGGAGAAAACAAAGUUGGCUUCAUCAGUAGAAGUGAAAAAGAAACUGAAAAAAGAGCUGAAGACAAAAAUGAAGAAGAAAGAAAAACAAAAGGAAAAAGACAAGGAGAAAAACAAGGAGAAAAGCAAAGAGAAGGAGAAAAGCAAAGAGAAGGAGAAAGAAAAGGAAGGAAACAAGGAAGGGAAAUUUCAGUGGAAGGAACUACUCAAAGAUGAUGAUCUUGAUCCCUAUAAAUUCAAACUAAAGGACUUUGAGGAUGCUGACAUAAAAGUAAAGUUGAAAGAUGGGAAUACAAAAAAAGAAAGAGAAAAACAUAAAGAUAAAAAGAAAGAGAAAGAGAAAGGCAAAAAAGACAAGGAUAAGAAAGACAAGGAGAAACUUAAAGAUAAAAGUAAGGAAGAUAAGAUAAAGGCUCCAUCAGCACCUCUUGUAUUACCUCCCAAAGAAAUGUCUUUGCCCUUGUUCAGCACACCAACUGCCAUGAGACUUCCCAGCAUGUUGCCUUCCUUGUCUCCAAUGCUUCCUGAGAAAUUGUUUGAGGACAAAGAGAAACCAAAAGAGAAGAAGAAAGACAAAAAAGAGAAGAAGAAAAAGAAGGAAAGAGAGAAAGACAAAGAAAAAGAAAAGAAGGAGAAGGAAAAGGAGAGGAAGGAACGAGAAAAGAAGGAGAAAGAAAAAGAGAAACACAAACACGAAAAGAUAAAGGUGGAACCAGUUGUUCCAGCUCCAUCCCCGGUUAUUCCUCGGCUGACGUUAAGAGUGGGUGCAGGCCAAGACAAGAUAGUCAUCAGCAAAGUGGUGCCAGCGCCCGAGGCUAAACCAUCUACACCCGCGAGUCGGCCCAAAACACCUCCGCCUGUGCCAUCACCGGUACCAGCACCUGUCCACGUCACCCCUCCUCCAGCUCCAGCUCCUCCACCACCACAAGCUACCGUCUCGCCGGUCCUGAUUCCUCCACCGUCCCCAGCUGUCUCUGCGGCAGGAGGCUCCAAAGCACCAGUGAGGAGCGUGGUAACAGAGACCGUCAGUACUUACGUGGUCCGCGAUGAGUGGGGUAACAAGAUCUGGAUCUGUCCUGGCUGCAACAAGCCAGACGAUGGCAGUCCGAUGAUAGGCUGUGACGACUGCGACGACUGGUAUCACUGGCCUUGCGUGGGGAUUACGACGGCCCCCCCCGAAGAGAUGCAGUGGUUCUGCUCCAAGUGCGCCAACAAAAAGAAAGACAAAAAACACAAGAAGAGGAAGCACCGGGCGCACUGAAGACGUCGGGGGCGGCUUUGGGUCGCAGAGUCGCCCCGGCACCUCGGCCCGUCCGUCGGCGAGCGCUGCGGGAGCGGGCGGCCGCUUUCGGCUGUUGCGUUUCGUCGGCUGUUGCGUUUCGUCGGCUGUUGCGUUUCGUUGGCUGUCCCGGCCCGGCGGGACGGGGUUUGGGGACGCUCCGAUGCCGCCUGUCACCGGCCGAGGGACGUUUGCACCGAGCGGCACACGAAGGCUUCACUCGUUCAUGGUACCGCUCCCUCUCCCGUGGCUCGGCAGCGCCGAAGAUGAAUGUUGUAAAUACAGAUAUCUGUUCUAUUUUUUUUUUUUAAUUUGUCCUUAAGCCCUCUUGAGCCUUUGCAGCAAGGUGCAGGGAGAAGAGGCAAAUGUAAAUGGCAGCAAGUCCGAGGAGACCUUCUGGAGUGAUUUGUGUAGUCUGGGUACAGUUCAGCCUCCGCUGCUGAGCCAGAUAAACAUAACGUGACGGGGGAAGUGGCUGGUAAAUAUUUUUGUGACGAGAAUAUAUGAAGCUUUUUUCCUUGAUUUUUAGUACUAACAUAAAAUAAACAUGUUCAAGCUUU